UUGACGUACCGGUCCUCUUAUGCAGGAGCUGUUUAUCUGGAGGGGACCCUAGAAGAAGCAAAACAAUUAUUUGGACGUUUACUUUUCAAUGACAAGGACCUGCGGGAUGUAUGGCUUAAUUAUCCACUGCACCCACUCCAACUGCAGGAGUCCAAUACUGACAGGCAACUCAUUGAGACCUCUCCAGUUCUUCAAAAGCUUACAGAGUUUGAGGAGGCAAUUGGAGUCAUCUUUACUCAUGUUCGGCUUCUAGCACGUGCAUUCACUUUGAGGACAGUAGGCUUUAACCAUCUGACUCUAGGCCACAACCAGAGGAUGGAAUUCCUGGGUGACUCCAUAAUGCAGUUGGUAGCCACAGAGUAUUUAUUCAUACAUUUCCCCGAUCAUCAUGAAGGGCACUUAACGUUGUUGAGAAGUUCUUUGGUGAACAACAGGACACAGGCCAAGGUGGCGGAAGAGCUGGGUAUGCAAGAAUUUGCCAUCACUAAUGACAAGACAAAAAGACCUGUAGCUCUUCGAACUAAGACUUUGGCUGAUCUCUUGGAAUCCUUUAUUGCUGCCCUGUACAUUGAUAAAGAUUUGGAAUACGUUCACACUUUCAUGAACGUAUGCUUUUUUCCACGGCUAAAGGAGUUUAUUUUAAAUCAAGAUUGGAAUGAUCCUAAAUCUCAGCUUCAGCAGUGCUGCUUGACUCUCAGGACAGAAGGAAAAGAGCCAGACAUUCCUCUUUACAAGACUUUGCAGACAGUGGGACCAUCUCAUGCCAGGACAUACACAGUAGCUGUUUACUUCAAAGGGGAAAGAAUAGGAUGCGGUAAAGGUCCAAGUAUUCAGCAAGCAGAAAUGGGAGCUGCAAUGGACGCACUUGAAAAAU
Molecule: messenger RNA, 874 nt
Organism: Pterocles gutturalis (yellow-throated sandgrouse)
Lineage: Eukaryota; Metazoa; Chordata; Aves; Pterocliformes; Pteroclidae
Product: ribonuclease 3-like
Exons: 9
Biological process (GO): regulation of gene expression; rRNA processing; pre-miRNA processing
Cellular component (GO): nucleus
Molecular function (GO): double-stranded RNA binding; ribonuclease III activity
Source: RefSeq, a predicted model, not a curated record